This is a messenger RNA of Coregonus clupeaformis (lake whitefish), 2443 nucleotides long. Its product is annotated as calcium-binding mitochondrial carrier protein SCaMC-1. Lineage: Eukaryota; Metazoa; Chordata; Actinopteri; Salmoniformes; Salmonidae. Gene Ontology annotation, biological process: transmembrane transport. The record is from RefSeq and is a predicted model, not a curated record. The transcript has 10 exons. Gene Ontology annotation, molecular function: calcium ion binding; ATP transmembrane transporter activity. The coding region runs from base 353 to 1783 and encodes 476 amino acids. Gene Ontology annotation, cellular component: mitochondrial inner membrane.
CCUUGCAUAGAUCAGUAUGGGCAACCCCCUUCGCUUUGUUUGCCUCAUUCCUUAUUAUGCCCCGCCCUCAAUUUGACUGCAGUCUCGACGAGUGGAUUUCAGGUUAUUUACUGGAUAUGCAGCAGUAUUUGCAGGGGGUAUGGAGCUGUGUCAGAUCGUCGUCACAAAUUUCGUGAACCGGUAUUUCCCUUGUCGCCUACGGAGAUAAUUACAACGACCGACUGAUUAAGACGAUAGACCGCAUACCAAGGACUAUAUUUCCCCAAGCCGCGGUUUUCAAUAUUGCUAUGUAUUCAACUUUCUGAAAAACAUAGGGCCUUGUCUAUCUGUUGCCGCUUUUCCAACCGCAACAAUGUAUCAGGUUAUAAGAGGACUUAUACUAACGGAUUCCCGAUGCUGGGAUCCCGACAGUCAAAGGUCAUACCAGGACCUGUUCGAUAAACUGGACACCAACAAGGAUGGGAAGGUGGAUGUUGCCGAAUUGAGAGCAGGCCUAACCGCAAUGGGUAUAUCAUUCCGCAAAGGUGCAGCGCAGAAAAUUGUAUCGUCAGGUGACAAAAACAAAGAUGGAGGGCUUGACUUCAACGAGUUCAACAAAUAUCUGAAAGAGCAUGAGAAGAAACUGCACCUUACGUUCAAGAGCUUGGACAAAAACAACGACGGGCACAUCGAUGCCUCUGAAAUUAAGCAGUCCCUUGAAGAGCUGGGCAUGGACAUCACCCAGGAAGAGGCCCAGACCAUCCUACAAAGCAUGGACAUCGAUGGUACCAUGAUGGUGGACUGGAACGAGUGGAGGGAUCACUUCCUGUUCAACCCUGCCCAUAACCUGAACGAGAUCGUACGCUACUGGAAACACUCCACGGUGCUGGACAUAGGAGAGAGCAUUGCCAUCCCUGAUGAGUUCACUGAGGAGGAGAAGACCUCGGGGGGCUGGUGGAAACAGCUGGCUGCCGGGGCGAUGGCCGGGGCGGUCUCCCGCACAGGCACCGCCCCCCUGGACAGGGUGAAGGUCUUCAUGCAGGUCCACUCCUCCAAGUCCAACCGGAUCACCCUGUUGGGAGGAUUCAAACAGAUGAUUAAGGAAGGGGGCGUAGCCUCACUAUGGCGAGGGAAUGGAAUCAACGUGUUAAAGAUCGCCCCUGAGACCGCUAUCAAAUUCAUGGCCUACGAACAGUAUAAGAAGCUGCUGACGCCAGAGGGAGGGAAGGUCCAGACCCACCAGAGGUUCAUGGCUGGCUCUCUGGCAGGAGCCACAGCACAGUCGUCCAUCUACCCCAUGGAGGUCAUGAAGACCAGACUGACUCUAGGGAAAACUGGCCAGUAUAAUGGAAUGUUUGACUGUGCCAAGAAGAUUCUGAGGAAAGAGGGCAUCAAAGCCUUCUAUAAAGGCUACACUCCCAACAUAAUAGGCAUCAUUCCCUAUGCUGGGAUCGACCUAGCUGUUUACGAGAGCCUGAAGAAUGCCUGGUUGUCCAGCUAUGCCAAAGACACAGCCAACCCUGGUAUCCUGGUGCUGUUAGGCUGUGGCACCAUCUCAAGCACGUGUGGCCAGCUGGCCAGCUACCCCCUCGCCCUGCUCCGUACACGCAUGCAGGCACAAGCAACUCUGGAUGCGUCAGACAAGUCCACCAUGAGUGGCCUAGUGAAGGGGAUACUGGCUAACGAGGGGUUCUUUGGACUCUACCGGGGUAUCCUGCCCAACUUCAUGAAAGUAAUUCCUGCUGUGAGCAUCAGCUAUGUGGUCUACGAAUACAUGAAGACCGGCCUGGGGAUCUCCAAAUGAGGAAUGAUCAAUCUCCAAAUGAUGCAGGGAUCGUGAAAGAGGUCGAUAGAUCUUUAGAUCUUUUAGACAGUCAACCAAAUUUGUGUUGCACAUAGACUUCUAUGGUCUUGCAUAGCCAAACAUCGAGAUCACGUUCGCUCUGCGGAGUGUCGCAAAGAGAAGCCUAAGGCUAGUUCGAACUGGGCCAUAUCGGUAAACUCCGAAAAUGACGUUCACCCCUUUAACUCACAGAGACAUGAGACAUUCCAACACACAAGAUGGUGCAAUUUAACUGAGAAGAACUGCAUUAUGGGUCUUACAAUGAAUAGGGUGAAAGGAGAAGGUAUUCAGUUGAACACUGUAACCAAAGUUGAGAGCUUUGUCUAAACUAUUUUCUGUUCUGUAAUAUGAAAUACUCCAUGUGCACAUAAGAGAUUAUAUUAUUAUUUAAGUGUGCCUUACCCUCAGUUAAAUAUCAUAAUUUAAUUUGGUUGGUUUUUAUUUAUGUUUUUACACUUUUAGUGUCAUUUACAACAGCCUCAAUGCUAUGUUUUUCCCUCCCAUAUGUUUUUCAUAUGUUUUUCCCUCCCAUAUGUUUUUCAUUGUUGUUUACAUUUUAGUCAUUUAGCAGAUGCUCUUAUCCAGAGCGACUUACAGUUAGUGAGUGCAUACAUCUUCAUA